UUUUAUAAUGCGGCGGUAUGAACGCGCAUCGCGCCUUCAGCUUACAUCACGCUCUUUCCCCCCACCAUCCCUAAAACCUCUUUUCAUACUUAACACCUCUUCCACACUGUUAAUCCACCACAGCCGCUGUGACUUGCAUGCACGAACAUCUACAGAAAAACAAGAAUAGAAGAGCCACAUUUACAUUACAGAUAACAUUAUCUGGAAUCUACACAUCUGAAAAGCUGGAUAUCUGCUGUGGCUUUUACUCUCCCCUGAAGAAAAGAAAAUGGAUAAUGUGUCAAUUUCUGGGAGUAAUCCAUCUCGCUGUAACUCAAGUAACUAUUCGCAUCCUAACUGCAGCACAUCUCCACCGUGGAUGUUAUACCCAGACUUCUACAUCUGGCUGCCAGUGGUUUACUCAGUCAUCUGUGCUGUAGGACUCACUGGCAACACAGCUGUCAUCUAUGUUAUACUGAAAGCCCCGAAAAUGAAAACCGUCACCAACUUGUUUAUCCUGAACUUGGCGAUUGCUGAUGACCUUUUCACUCUGGUAUUGCCUAUCAAUAUUGCAGAGCACCUGCUAAACUACUGGCCCUUUGGUGAGCUUCUUUGCAAAGUGAUCCUCUCAAUAGACCACUACAACAUUUUCUCCAGCAUUUACUUUCUCACAGUGAUGAGCGCUGACCGCUACCUGGUGGUGAUUUCCACACUGCAGUCCAAGCGGAUGCCCCAUCGCACAUACAGGUUUGCAAAAAUGAUCAGUGUGUGUGUGUGGGCUCUUGUUGUCCUUAUUGUGGCACCAUUUACCUUUUUUGCUGGCAUUUACGUGAGUCCUGAUGAUGCAGAGAGCAGGAAGAGUUGUGUGUUGAGCUUCCCAAGCCCUGAAAGCUUCUGGUUCAAAGCCAGCCGGAUCUACACCCUGGUCUUCAGCUUUAUCCUUCCUGUGUCAACGAUUUGUGUCUUGUACAGUCUAAUGCUCUACAAGUUGAGGCAUACACAUCUAAACUCCAAUGGCAAGGCACUGGAUAAAGCCAAAAAGAAGGUGACUGUUAUGGUCUUUGUGGUGCUUGCGGUGUGUCUGUUCUGUUGGACUCCUUUUCACUUAAGCACGGUGGUGGCUCUGACCACAGACCUGCCCACAACUCCACUGGUUAUUGGAAUCUCCUACUUCAUUACAGGCUUGAGCUAUGCUAACUCCUGCCUUAACCCAUUUCUUUAUGCCUUCCUGGAUGACAGCUUCAGAAAAGCUUUUAAGAAAAUGCUCGAAUGUUAAUCUGUGCAAAAGGGACACAAAUUUAAAAGCUUAAGGUCAAUUUCACGAGCAAAGCCGGAUCAAAAAAGGUAGGCUUUUCAAAAGGAACAAUGUGUUGCGAUCACAACAGGCCAGGUCUAGUGGGGUUUUAUUCCUUCCCCUGUCAUUUUAAGGACCAUGGUGUGACACAUAAUAAUACAGCAGAAUGACACACAGGACUACACAAAGUGUCCCAUAGCAGAAGCUAUAGACACUGUAUCCUUUAAAUUUACAUUGAAAAAUGCGUAUCAACUGUUUUGAUGAGUCUAUGUUUGUAAUAUAUGUUGUGUAGCCAAUUCAUCAGACUCAAAUUUACACAGAACUGCUGAAAUAAGUGACUAAUUAUAUUACAAUACAGAGAAGAUUCAAAGGAUGUUUCCAUCUGUUAUUAUGAGAUAAGUCUGAAUCUGACAGUCUAUUUGUAUUGUAUUGAGAUUGCAGCUGCUGUGGGUCUUAUUUCAUUUACAUGUACUCCACUAAGUCUAUACUAACUGAAUAACACUGUUCUCACAAAUAUAUUAUAAUCUAUAGAAUAGGUCUUAUAUUGCCAAACAUGCUUCUUUGUUCCUUUUUACUUAAUAAUAGCAUUUAAUAUAGCACAUGUACUGUUGUUUAUUCUGCUGUAAUUAACUGUAGGCUACUGUAUUGCUUCUCUACUCUCUAGUAAUGAAUAAAAUAAAAGGUUUAUGCUAUAAUGUUUUUUGUUCUUUAGGCAAAUACACUAACAGACAUACUUUAAUUUACCAAACUAUGUUUUUGUCAUUUGUAUAUAAGUAAAAUACAUAUUUCAAAACCCCGAGCUCAACUCACUAACCACAAAAAAUUUCCACAGACCAAACCCUGAUGGAACUGACACAACAUGAAUGCAAAUUAUAUGAUUAGAUGCUCAGAAUGUCCAAUAGCAUUGUAAACUAAUCAUAAUGCUAUAAUAUCAAAGUUUAGGUUUCUUCAAUUGGCUAGGUUUCAGCUAAUAGAUCAUUUUAGCUCUUAGGGAAAAUAAAGGCACAAUAUCAGCUUAGCUAGAAAAAAGGGAAGGGAUGAGUGACCAUGCUAAAAGAUGACAGCACAGUGGGUCACUAGUGGCAAGAUCAUUCACCCAACUGGAACAGAUAACUAGAGAGAGAGAGAGAGAGAGAGAGAGAGAGAGAGAGAGAGAGAGAGAGACCUUUUUAGCGUUAACACACACACACACACAAAUACACACACAUACACAUAUAAUGUAUGACAUAUACAUGUCAUCUCUCUCUCUCUCUAUGUAUACACACACACACACAUACAUAUAUAUAUAUAUAUAUAUAUAUAUAGAGAGAGAGAGAGAGAGAGAGAGAGAGAGAGAGACCUUUUUAGCGUUAACACACACACACACACAAAUACACACACAUACACAUAUAAUGUAUGACAUAUACAUGUCAUCUCUCUCUCUCUCUAUGUAUACACACACACACACAUACAUAUAUAUAUAUAUAUAUAUAUAUAGAGAGAGAGAGAGAGAGAGAGAGAGAGAGAGAGAGAUGAUAUGUUGAUAGUCAUAGAUUAGAUAUAGAUAUAGAUAUAUACAUUCACUGUCCACUUUAAUAGGAACACCUGUACCCCUGCACAGUCAUCUGCUUGACAGGUAUCUGUACUGCUGAUGAUUGGUUGAUUGGAUAAUUGAUUGAGGAGGUGAGUUUUAUUUUAAAGCAACACAGUGGGUGUAUUUUAAAGUAACACAAUAGGAACAUAUGUAUAAUUUAGGGCUGUGAUUAUUUAUGAUUAGAUUAAUGAAGACUGUCAUUCCUAAUUACUACAGUUUCAUAGUUUUAGUUAUUUCAUUUUAAUUUCAAACCCACAUUAUAAUGACUUUACUUUUUCUGAGGCAUAAUUUUAGUUUGGACAGAAUUUGAAAAUAUUAAUUACACUUAUGGAUUUUUCAAUGGAAUAAUCAGUGUUCGUAACCUUUGUGUUACGUGGAAUUUUCAAUAUUAUAUUUUUAUUAUAUUUUAUUAUAUUUUGUUUUCAUAAUCGUGGUGUAAUGUGUAAUAUUACCAGCAGAUGGCAGUAGAGCACUGUACUCUGGUUUCCUGUAUCCCACCCUUUCUUUCUCUUUCACAAUCAAUUUUCAGUGCUUUGUCCCAGUUGGAUAUUACAUUCAUUAAGACAUAAUUUUCUUGUCUGAUGGUGUUGCUAAUUGUUGCUUAAAGCCUAGAAGAAGCAAUUUCUUCCAGAGAAUGUAACCUCCAUUUGCAUGUUCAUGAAUUAUUGACAGUUAUUAAGACUCCAAUUGUACCCC
Hemibagrus wyckioides is the source of this 3542-nucleotide messenger RNA. Its product is annotated as neuropeptides B/W receptor type 1. Gene Ontology annotation, cellular component: membrane; neuron projection. The record is from RefSeq and is a predicted model, not a curated record. The coding region runs from base 269 to 1255 and encodes 328 amino acids. Lineage: Eukaryota; Metazoa; Chordata; Actinopteri; Siluriformes; Bagridae. Gene Ontology annotation, biological process: neuropeptide signaling pathway. Gene Ontology annotation, molecular function: neuropeptide binding; neuropeptide receptor activity. The transcript has 2 exons.